Zea mays is the source of this 856-nucleotide messenger RNA. RefSeq names its product cyclin-dependent protein kinase inhibitor SMR1. The transcript has a single exon. Bases 102 to 422 code for a protein of 106 amino acids. Lineage: Eukaryota; Viridiplantae; Streptophyta; Magnoliopsida; Poales; Poaceae. The record is from RefSeq and is a predicted model, not a curated record.
CGCUAGCCGCUACCGCCUUGUUGCAUUCUAUCUAUGCGUUGUCCUUAGCUUGUCCGCCCGCCCCUCCCUCGUCUUACCUCCUCCUCUCUACGGCCGGCCAGAUGAGCUCCACGGCCAUCGACGUCCUCUCGGCGCUGCCGCCGAUCAGGACCGCGGCGCCGGAGCCGGGUGCGGAGAAGAAGCAGCAGGAGGAGGACGGCUCGGAGGCCCAGGAGCCGGAGCCCACGACGCCGACGUCGGAGGCGAGCAGGCUGCGGCCUCCGUCCGAGUGCCCGCCGGCGCCGAGGAAGCCUGCGCGGCCGCCGUCGACGCCCGCCAAGCGCAGGUUCCCGGCGCCGCGCCGCGCCUUCUUCCCCGUGCCGCGCGACCUCAACGCCGUGUUCCGCGCCCUGCCGCCCAAGAAGCGGAUCCGGGCGGGCUGACGGCCGGGCCGGUCCGCGCCGCCGCGGCUCAAGCGGCCGCUUCCAAUUGGGUUCUAGCUACCUGGCGUACGUGCAGGACGACGACGACGGCAGGCAUCCACUCCUGUACUCCGCCAAAGGCCAGCCGCGCGCGUGUGGUGCACUCGUCCUUCAAGGACCAUGGCGUCAAAACGCAGUCUUGGGAGUUUCUUGCACACCUUGGUUUGUCCUUCCGGCAUGGUACAAACUACAGACUCGAGAUCCAGAGUUCUCGUACAAAUCGUGGGUUAGGUUCAUUAUUUGCGUGGAGGAGUAAAAACUGUAGAACUGGACAAGGCUAUUGUUUAUUUACAUACGGAUCAUGAAUGGGAAGAAUUAAUGGAAGAAAAUUCCCGAGGAUGGAUCCGUUUCAGUAUAUUCGUCAUUAUAAAACUAAAGCUCACAGUUUGCCAAAA